This is a messenger RNA of Pelodiscus sinensis (Chinese soft-shelled turtle), 3035 nucleotides long. NCBI's taxonomy places the organism in Eukaryota, Metazoa, Chordata, Testudines, Trionychidae. The record is from RefSeq and is a predicted model, not a curated record.
AGUGCUGCAGCGUGGCUGCGAAUAGCACCGUAGUGAGGCUGGGCAUGGGGUCUCCUGUGCCUCCGGCUGGCUAAUCCGCUCCCCUGAGGGGUGGUUAUGAGGCCCGUGGAAGGAUUCUGCCCUGGGCUAUGCUCUGGUGGUCGCGUUGGUUCAGCUCUCUGGUUCUCAAACUUCACUGCUGUGGCCCCCUUCUGACAACAAAAUUUACCAUAUGAGCCCAGGAGAAGGGACCAAAAAGCGAGCUCCACCCCCCCCCCCCCCCCGGGGGGCCCAACCUGAAGUCCAGGGGACAUGUGACCAUAGCCCUGGACAGUGACACUUGGGCUUUUGACUUGCUGGGGCCAGCAUCAGUCUUGGGAACCCCAUAGAGGAUCACAACCCACUUUGGGAUUGUAACUCACAGUUUGAGAACCACGGAUCUGUUUAGAGUGCUUAGGGCAGGGGUGGGGAACUUUUUUAGGAUUGGUGGCUGCUGACCCACAUAAAUACAAGUUGGGGGCCACAUAUGAGUGAAAGGCAACGAAACCCUCACUAACAUGGCCCUUGGGGGGGAGGGGAGCCCUGAGCCUCAGGGGCUGGAUCUGGCCUGAGCCAUAGGUUCCCCGCUGCUGAUAUAGGACCUGGAGGCUAUGUCUACACAGGGCCGGCCCACAACAUUUUGGCAUCUGAGAUAGGAAAAGACUGAUAAUAUGGCAACUGCCCAGAUGCAGAGAAAUUCUAUGAGUGCAGUAAUAUUUCCAAAUAAAAUAUGUACUGAACAGCAGUCUUUAGUAUUGGUGAAGAGACUCCUAGCAGUAUCAGUAUCUUGCAUUACUUAUCUAAGAGGAAUUUUUCCAGAAUGUGCCUAUGGAACAAGAUAUCUAGAUGACCUCUGUGUCAAAAUUUUGAGAGAAGACAAAAACUGCCCUGGAUCCACUCAGUUGGUGAAAUGGAUGUUAGGUUGCUAUGAUGCUUUGCAGAAAAAAUAUCUUAGAAUGGUUGUCCUUGCGGUCUACACCCAUUCAGAAGAUCCUCAGACCAUUACAGAAUGUUAUCAGUUCAAAUUCAAGUAUACCCACAAUGGGCCGGUAAUGGAUUUCACCAGUAAAAAUAAAAGAAAUGAUUCCAACAUCACAUGUACAGACACUAAGAAAGCAAGUAUCCUCCUGAUUCGGAAGAUUUAUGUUCUGAUGCAGAAUCUGGGCCCUUUACCUAAUGAUGUGUGCUUGACUAUGAAGCUUUUUUAUUAUGAUGAAGUUACACCACCUGAUUACCAGCCUCCUGGUUUUAAAGAAGGUGAUUGUGACACAAUGAUAUUUGAGGGAGAGCCAAUGUACCUAAAUGUGGGUGAGGUACCAACCCCUUUUCAUAUGCUGAAAGUUAAAGUGACAACUGAGAAAGAAAGAAUGGAAAAUAUUGAUAAAAACUUGCUAAAGCAAGGAGACUCUAAGAUGCCUACGCAAUUAAUCAGAUUGGACAAAGAUCAUCCAGAAGAACAGGACCAGCAAAUAAAUGAAGAUUUUGUUGCAGAUAAUAAAAUGGAAGUUCAGAAAAAUGCAAAUACAUCAGUAAAAGUUGGAGAAUUAAAUUUAACUUGUGAAGAAGAUGAACUUACGAGGUCUGAAGAAAGCCAGAAUAAACCUGUUUCUAAUUCUCAGAUUGAUCAGUUAGCAACUAAGACAUCUGAACUUGAUGUGUCGGAGGGUAGGACAAGAAGUGGAAAAACAUUUCAUAUCAACACAGUUGGUGAAAAUCAGGCUCAGGAACAUUGCAAAAAUGUUUUAGUAGCUAAGUGUUCCAAAGAAGCCCAGAAGAGAAAUUGGUCUGAGUCUGAAAAACAUGUUCAUCAAUAUACACUCUCUUCUAGUCAAGAUUCACUGCCAAAAAGGAGAAAAUUUAGUGAACCAAAGGAGCAGUUUUAGAUAUAAUCUCGCUGCUGUUUAUUUAUGGAUUUCUUCGUAAUAUAGCUUUCAUUUCGUGUUUAAUAUGAAUAUUGUUAAUAUUAAAGAUUUUUUUUUGUUUUCAUACGCAGUCAAAACACAAAAAUUAUACACAAGAAAAAUUCUGUCAAGACAGACCCCAAUUUUUGCAAAUUGAAAGUUAUUUUUUAAAGGGGAUUAUAUUCCAGUUUAGGAUAUACAGUGCAUAUCCAUUCAUCUGGUCUGACAAAAACUUUUUAAGAAAGAAGAUUUUUAGUGAAUGCCUUCAAUAACAGUUUUCCUUUUGAGAUUUUGCUGAAAUCCUAAUGGUGGUACAAUGUAAUGUACACCAUUGAAACUGAAACUGUAAAGUUUCCACUUGUGUCUUUUUCUGGACUAUGCUCAGUUUUGGUAGAAUUACAUGUCAGGAAAUGGGUUAAGAAAAUUCUAUAGUUAUUUUAUAAUAGUACUAUUGCUUCUAAUUUUAUUACCUCUAAGAAGCAAAUUUCAGGUUGCCUGUUUGUGUUCAUUUAUCCCAUUGGCACCUUACCCAACUUUGAAAAAGAAAAGAACAGCAUUUACCUCUUUAGUUCCUAAAUUUACAUUGAAAUGUAGAAAUCCAUAUGCAGCUCUGAUGCCAGAUACACAAACAGCUAACAUUUGUUAUAAUAUUGUGUCUGCAAGGCAGCUAUGUAACAGGAUAUAACUAAAUAUCUGAAAAAUAGACAGUUCAACUUUUAUAUGCAAUGAUUAAUUGCAACUAUCAGAAACAGUACCAUUGCAUGUUGUUCAAAAAAUAUUUUUGCCUUCAUAAAUUUAAAUGAACUAGAAUAGUGCUCUUUAUAAAUAUAGGUAAUGACUACUGCUGUAUGAAGGUGAAUAGUUAAACAUUUCUUUCUUGAAUUUUAACUUUUAAACUAAGAAUACCUUAUUGUCCUACUUCCUAAUGAAAACAGUGUUAUAUAAUAAUUUACUACAAUGUAUUUAAAAAUAUAAUGGUCCAUAAAUUUGAUUUGAUGAUAGACUUUUUUAAUGAAAAGUUCAUAAAGGCUGAGGAACUGCACUUGAUGUGUCUUCAGUGUUUUAGUGUCUCCCACUUUCACGGUUCAAAUAAAAUAUUAACUAUUGACAAACAAA